Molecule: messenger RNA, 4331 nt
Organism: Dermacentor andersoni
Lineage: Eukaryota; Metazoa; Arthropoda; Arachnida; Ixodida; Ixodidae
Gene: KLHL18
Product: Kelch like family member 18
Molecular function (GO): protein binding
Source: RefSeq, a predicted model, not a curated record
UCUCACAAUUUAUUUUUGAACGGAGGAACGGAGUGUCGCGAGUUCAUUAAUCUCGAGAUCAUCAAAGGCGAGCCCGUUCAGGUCAGGUAGUGCUAUUUGCGCUCAAUUCGCGAUACCAAAGCUGCGGCCAGUGUUAGCGAUUUUGAUGCUGAGAUACCGCCCGUAUUUGACAGCCGUGACCUUGCACUCGCGCUACAGUUUGCAGUUAUGUUUGAAAGUUCCUAUAUAAUUAUGUGAAAGCCUUCAUUGCGACUAUGGCGGCGGAUGAAUAUUAUACGUUUUCUCAGAGUGACCUGCCAGCUUCAAGUUUCGGACUUAUUGAGGAAAUUCGGAGGCAAGGGAAGCUAUGUGACAUCACACUCAAGGUCGACGAUGAAAUCUUCACUGCACAUAGGAUUGUCCUGGCUUCCACGAUUCCCUACUUUUACGCUAUGUUCAUGCACGAUAUGAUGGAAAGCAAGCAAAAGGAGAUCACCAUUCGUGGCAUUGAGGCCUCGGCACUGGAAGCUCUCAUUAAUUUUGCGUAUAGCGGCAAGGUGAAUAUCACAGCAACAAACGUGCAGUCUUUGCUAGUUGGCGCCUCAUUUCUGCAGCUGCUCAAAGUGAGGGAGGCCUGUUCAGAGUUCCUUGUUAAAAGGCUUCAUCCUAACAAUGUGUUGGGCAUACGUUCAUUUGCGGACACACUUGGCUGCCCUGCCCUGGUCGAGGCCACUAAUAAAUUCAUUCAGAAGCACUUUCUGGACGUUUGCCAGUCAGAUGAAUUCCUUGCACUCCCCCUGCAAGAUGCUAUUGAAAUCAUUGGUUGGGAUCAGCUCUACGUCGUGUCUGAGGAGCAGGUGUUUGAAGCAGUGAUGUCAUGGGUGCUAUAUGAUCGUGAAAACCGGGGCGCUCUACUGCCGGAGGUGCUGGCACAUGUUCGAUUGCCGCUGCUGAGCCCCCAGUUUCUGGCAGACCGGGUGGCUGCAGAGCCCUUAGUGCGUCGUUGUCACCGGUGUCGUGACCUACUAGAUGAGGCACGUGACUAUUUACUCAUGCCUGAGCGCCGGCCAUUGUUGCAGGGAUUUCGCACUCGACCUCGCUGCUGCCCAGAUGUGGCAGGCCACAUCUAUGCUGUCGGUGGUCUCACUAAAGCAGGUGAUUCUCAGAGUACUGUGGAGGUUUAUGAUCCCAAGCUCGGACACUGGCAGGUUGCUGAAGCAAUGUCAAUGACUAGAAGUCGAGUUGGUGUUGCUGUACUCAGAGGAAAACUAUAUGCCAUUGGUGGCUACAAUGGCUUGGAACGGCUGCGGACUGUUGAAGUGUUUAGCCCUGAAAGCCGCAUUUGGAGCCGGGUGGCAUCAAUGAAUUGCAAGCGCAGUGCUGUGGGUGCAGCUGUGCUUCACGACAAGCUGUAUGUGUGUGGUGGUUAUGAUGGAGUAUCCUCGUUAAACACAGUGGAAUGCUACAACCCUGAAAAAAAUGAGUGGACUAUGGUAACGAGCAUGUCCAAGCAUCGCAGUGCAGCUGGAGUUGUUGCUUUUGACGGCCACAUUUAUGCGCUCGGUGGUCAUGAUGGACUCUCUAUAUUUGGAUCGGUGGAGCGAUACGAUGUGCAGACUGGCCAGUGGAGCCCCAUGCCAUCAAUGUUGACACGUCGGUGUCGCCUUGGAGUGGCAGUGCUGCAAGGGAAGAUCUAUGUCUGUGGUGGCUAUGAUGGGGCGACGUUUCUCCAAACUGCAGAGGCUUUUGACCCUGUGACCCAUCAGUGGCAAUUUGUGGCACCAAUGAACGUCACACGUAGUCGAGUGGCACUUGUUGCCAACUGUGGCCGGCUUUUUGCUGUUGGCGGUUAUGAUGGUGUAUCGAACCUGAGCACAGUUGAAGUCUAUGACCCUGAGGCUGACCAAUGGAUGCCCAUAGCUUCAAUGUGUGCACAUGAGGGUGGCGUCGGAGUUGGAGUACUGCCACCUUUGUAGGAGAGUGCUCAGAAUGCCAGUGUGGCUUGUUAUUUGGGCCUUUCUUUCUCAAACGGGCACUGGUAUUCUAAGCAGUUCCAGGUGCGAUAGAAGAAUGCACACAAGCUUUAGGUUCUACAUUCUCACAAUCCUUCCUUUAUUCCACUGGCAACUAAAGAAAUGAAUAAUAAUAAGGUAGCAUCACCAGCUACAUAAAAGAUCGGUGCAUAUUUAGCCUGUAGGUGACAUAAAUAAAAAUAUAUAUGAUUGAUUGUAAUAUUGUGGUGUAGCCACUGUGUCACUAAGAAGAAAAGAUAGAGUAUCCUUUAGUCAGACAUUGCACUAGCUUUCUUGGGUGUGUUACCAUCAUUACCUUUCUCAUGCAUUUAUGUUAUGUAAAUGUUUUGUGUAGACCUUUUUUUUUCUUUAUUAAGUGCAUAUUUUUAUACACUGAUAACCAAAAAAUUUUCGAUAUAACACAAGAGGAUACAUCACAGAUGCAUAUAUUACAAAGAUGUUCAUGUAAAGUCCAUUGCUGCGCAUGUUACACCUAGCAGUUUACACCUGGCAUGCCUUGCAGAGCUGCAAGGCAUGCAAGGCAAGAAUGAACAAUUCUUAGUUGCAUAGGAGAAGAAAUUGCAAUGUCUCAAUUAUUAAAAAUGUGCCCCCAUGUAUUCAGCAUUUAUUAUAUCAUUUUAGGUCUCAUGUUCACGAAAAUUUUCACUUGUUUAUGCGUAUUUUAUGUUAUGUAACAAAAUUUUUGUCACAGUGCUCUACUACAUUGGGGGCAAUAGUUAAGUCACAUGAUAUACAUGCUGCUAUCACUAGCAGCUCACUGUAUCUACUCAGGACUUUGACGUACAUGUGCAACUGCAGAAUUGAAUAAGUUGGUUGUGGUGCUUGUUUUAGCGAGUUGCUGUAUGCUUUGCAGAACAAAAUAGGCUGCUGUUUGACUCUUAUUUUGUCAAUUCUAAAUAUUUUCUGGCAGGCUUAAUAGAGCUCAGUGAAACUGUAGCAUGUCUGUGACAGGUUUUAACGAUCCAAGUGGUUCCUUUUCUUGAAUUACAUGGGUCAAAAUGUAAUUACGAUACAGGCAUCUAAAAUGAAGCCCUGGCAUGACAGUAGUUAUGAUUCCGUUUUCUUUUUUAAUUAUUAUUAUUAUGUCAUGAAGCUUGUUGCUGAAGCUGGAAUUAACUAGCACUGCAAGUAAUGCCUGAUCAUCUAUAUAUAAUAGAGAAUAGUGAAAUCAAUUAUUCUGUAAAGAAAAUGAAAAGGAGUGUUGUCUAUGGAGAGCUUUCACCUUUGGUGCAGGUCAUUUCAUAUGCAAUAUAUGCAUGGUGUAAUUCAGCUGAUAAUAGGCUGAUAAGCAGUGUGCAAAAAGCAUUGAAUUCAUGACAUAAAGUGUUCUGGUAUCGUUCCUGCUUAUUAAUAUCUAGAUUGUUCGCAUUGUUGUCAGAUGUUUUCUUUGUAUACAUGCAGCUUCUUUUCACUAAUACGAUGUUCAUCUUUUGUUAAUGCUUUACAAAGGUGUAAAGUAUAAACCCCAUUCAAGCAAUCUUGCGCGUGACAAGCGACGCGAUGGAGAUGACUGUCGCGUUCGCUUGUCACCCAGAAGUCAAACUCCAAGCGAGCGACCACUGCGCGCGACGGCUCUCCAGUGUUGCCGAUAUUAGGGGAUCGAGUUAGCGCCAAACCUGGCGUGAUACUUGCUAUAAUUAUUUAAGUUGAUUUGUUUGGCUGUACAAAGCAACAUGAAGUAUUUCUGAAGGGUCUUGCAGUAGGUUUUUUUUCGUUUACAUAUCAAAAUUCGGUAGUUCGCUCGUUCCAUUUGUACACUGAGGAGCGCACACAUGCACAAACCGGUAGUACGUCACUAAUGUACAGUGCUCACGGAUUGAAAUAGGACACGGAGCAUUUAGUACAACCCUACAUAUGUGCAAAGUACGCGAGAGCACAAUGUCAUGUCGCUAGGAAUUUGGUCACCAAAGGUGACGAGGGCUCCGAUGUAAGUGUACGCGCCAGAAUUACGUCGAUGUGACACGAACUGCAGCCGGUUGAAGCGAAAGUAUGCGCAUUACUUAGCCCUAAAUUGACGCGUUUCAUUCCGUGAGCACUGUACAUCUCGUUCUAGCUGCCUACUAUUGGCUAGUCGCUCAUAGCACUUCCGAGCGACGAGCGACGAAUUCUAGAUUUGCAGAACCGAGCAAUCUGUACGAGCAACUGCCUGAUCCGUUGCUCGUCGCUGUCGCGCACAAAAUCGCGCUCAUGGGAUUUAGGCUGAAAGGUAACGUUUUGUAAAAGUGUGCUGGUAAUGUGGUAGAGUAUGUGUUUAUCAUGUGCAGAAGUCUUGAUUGUCUUGCCUGCACAUAAGAACACAUAAAUGCUUUAAUUGAUGAA